Seminavis robusta is the source of this 747-nucleotide messenger RNA. The record is from the annotation of a GenBank genome assembly. Lineage: Eukaryota; Bacillariophyta; Bacillariophyceae; Naviculales; Naviculaceae.
AUGCCAAAGCCGAUCAAAGCUUGUGAGCGUGUCCGAGUCCAGGCCUACGUACACGCCAACCACGACUGCAUUUCCCACGGAAACUCCUUGGCCAUCAGCAACCGCAUUUCCAACCAAACUUCCGGUAAGGGCACAAGCAACUCGACCUCCAGGAUUUCCAACGAAACACCCGAUCAGAGCACGAGCAACUCGACCUCCAGGGUUUCCAACGAAUCUACCGAUUACGGCUCGGGCAACUCGACCUCCAAUCGACGUUCCAACGAGCCUUCCAAUCGAAGCUCGGGCAACUCGACCUCCAAUCGACGUUCCAACGAGCCUUCCAAUCGAAGCUCGGGCAACUCGACCUCCAAUCGACGUUCCAACGAGCCUUCCCAUUGGGGCUCGGACUACACGACCUCCAACAAAAUUGCCGACGACACUUCCAAUUGGGGCUCGGACAACUCGACCUCCAACAGAACUGCCCACGACCCUUCCAAUUGGGGCUCGGUCGACACGGCGGCCAACCGAUUAUCCAACGAAACGCCAAAUACAGGUAGGGGGGCGGGCUCGAUCGACACGACGUCCAACCGAUUAUCCAACGAGACGCACAAUAGGGGCACGGGCAACCCGGCUUCCAACUGUGGCUCGCAUUACAUAUUCACCGGAUGCAACACCACAACCAGCGACAUCAUCGCCAUCAACAGAUGGAACAGACAGCUCUUUGCGAGGAGGGCCAUCGUCGCUUUCACGUCCUUGGCCAAAGCCUGA